AUGGUCGGUGAGACCACGUCUGGGCACAACACAUACGGUGAUAGGAUCAGCGGAGACAGUACGUACGGAUUGAUGACGUUUGGUGACAGUACAUAUGGUGAGAACACGUAGGCAUUCAUUACAGCCGCCGAAAUCGUGUUCGGUCCGAGCACGUAAGGCGAGAAAAUAAGCGGAUUGCCAACAACAUUGAUCGUUGGAGCGAAUGCGUAAGGUGCCAGUGUUGUGUGUCGGAAGUACUGAAUCUUGAUAGUUCGCUUUUGACGUCGUUGCCGGUACAGAGCUUUCGGAUCGUCAGCCAUGAGGCGAAUCGUGUUCUUCAAUGCUUCAUCUCUUUCCGAUUUACUCAUGGAGUCGAACUCAUCGAUGUCAAAGGGCAGACUGGCGGUUGUGGUAUUCAUAAUACCAUUCUCUCCAUACAAUUGCAUCAGUUGAUCCUUUGUAAGAUAUGAGUACUGACGUCCUGCAAGAUCACGUCGUUGGUCGGCUUUUAAGGUCCUCUCCAGUUCUAUGAAUGCCCUAUCGAUUGCAUUCGUGAUCGAUACCAAAUCUUUGUCCAAUCCCACUCGCUGCAUGUCUUCCAUAAGAUUGAGCGAUUUUUCUACGAUAUCAUUCACACCUGUCUGUGAAGCUUUUCCUUCGUCGAAGUGGAUUGUCUUUGCCGACCACCAUGUCCAACAUACGAUGCUUAAAUUGCCCAGCAUUCCUUGUCUCUGAGACUUUCGCUUGCAGCUUCACAGGUGUUUUAUUCGGAGUUACAAGAGAUGGUAUGGAUUUCAUAUUGAUCGGUCUAAACGGUGAAUCCAUACGAUCAAUUCGCUUCGCCUCGUCAAUCAUUUCGUUCUAGCUCUUUUCAAAGACGUUUUCCUCAAUAUCUUUGGUGGUUUCUUGACAAAAUUCAGCUUCAACAAUCUGGCCGCUCUCGUUUUGGCGAAGUCUUUGACGGCUUUACGGAUCAGCUUCUUCUUCCUCGUGACAGCCGGUCUUUUCAGAUUUUUAUCCACAAAAUCAUAUUGGCGACGAUGGAGAGCAUACGGAUACGACUUCACCAGCUGUUUAUCGAAAGCUUUAACAAGACAUUUGGCACCCGAUUGCAAGUCGUGCUCUUUGUCAAUGUUAUCCAAGCAGGCCACGAAAGCGCGGCGGUUAUUUCUAGAAGGAAAAAUUUCAAUAACGAAAAGCAUAAUCUUGGAAGAGUAG
This is a messenger RNA of Haemonchus placei, 1197 nucleotides long. Lineage: Eukaryota; Metazoa; Nematoda; Chromadorea; Rhabditida; Trichostrongylidae. The record is from the annotation of a GenBank genome assembly.